AUGCAAACGCUAAAAAUACAAUUUUUGGGGUGUUUCAUCGCUCUGAAUGCUUUCUUUCAGAAAAUACAAUUUUUGGGGUGUUUCCUGUUUUGUCUAAUUGCUUCGUGUACAUCACAAUGGUCCGGAUCAGGUGGAAUAUCACAUGGUUCCAGUGGACCAAAGAUAAACCUUGGUCUCCAUCAUACCAGAGGAAACUGGAAAUUCAGUGGAUCAGGAUCGACUAAUUUUAGGGGUAAAUGGAACGUGGGUCUUAAAGCUACUUUCAAGUUCAGACGAUCAGCACCAUUGCCAAUGCUUAAUCUAUCGAUUAGAGCCAAUCCAUGUAGAUUUGACCUUUACGACCAAAAUAAUGAUGGUUAUAUUACUGAAGAGGAAAUCCAUGCAAUAUUUGAGAACGAAACACUAACACGAACAUUAUUCCAUGCUUUGAGUGGAGGAAAAGUUAAUGGAGGGAUAACUAAAGACGUCUUCGACAUCAUGUCGCCUGCUGUUAUUACAGGAUGUUAGUAGUCCUCAAUGGUUACUAUUUCAUAUGCCUCGAUUUGUAAAACCAGUAUGGAAAUCCUACCAAAGAGCAUUUUACCUCAAUAUUUAACUUGCAAUAUUUACAAACGAAUGUCUUAUUCUUUAUUUAUACUUUAUUUUUUCAAUAAAAGUCGUAUCAUUUUA
Molecule: messenger RNA, 669 nt
Organism: Mytilus californianus (California mussel)
Lineage: Eukaryota; Metazoa; Mollusca; Bivalvia; Mytilida; Mytilidae
Exons: 4
Coding region: 1-507 (168 amino acids)
Molecular function (GO): calcium ion binding
Source: RefSeq, a predicted model, not a curated record